Colias croceus (clouded yellow) is the source of this 1583-nucleotide messenger RNA. RefSeq names its product transcription initiation factor IIB (gene TfIIB). Gene Ontology annotation, molecular function: TBP-class protein binding; RNA polymerase II general transcription initiation factor activity. Gene Ontology annotation, cellular component: nucleus; transcription preinitiation complex. Lineage: Eukaryota; Metazoa; Arthropoda; Insecta; Lepidoptera; Pieridae. The transcript has 5 exons. The record is from RefSeq and is a predicted model, not a curated record. Bases 193 to 1050 code for a protein of 285 amino acids. Gene Ontology annotation, biological process: transcription preinitiation complex assembly; transcription initiation at RNA polymerase II promoter.
AAUCAUGGCGAGCACGUCGAGGUCUGUUUUCCUGUUUUCUAUUUAUUCACGCACAUUAUCUGACAAAUAAAUUUGCGUAUAAUAUCGUUGAAUAUUGUUAAUAGCUAAAAUAAUGCUACAAUCGAAGCGAAUAAGGUGGUGUGCUAUGCUCAUCCAGAUGCCCCGCUCAUUGAGGACUAUAGGGCGGGUGACAUGAUAUGCUCAGAAUGCGGCCUCGUCGUGGGGGAUAGAGUAAUAGAUGUGGGUUCUGAAUGGCGUACAUUUAGCAACGAAAAGUCUGGCGUAGACCCAUCUCGUGUUGGUGGACCGGAAAAUCCACUGCUAUCUGGUGGUGACCUCUCCACUAUCAUCGGACCUGGUCGAGGAGAUGCCUCCUUCGACAGUUUUGGGGUUUCCAAGUAUCAGAACAGAAGGAACAUCAGCAGCACGGACAGAGCACUUAUUAAUGCAUUUAGAGAAAUCAACACAAUGGCAGAUAGAAUUAAUCUGCCGAAGACGAUUGUAGACAGAGCUAAUAAUUUGUUUAAACAGGUACAUGACGGUAAAAAUUUAAAAGGCAGAGCGAACGACGCUAUAGCCUCCGCGUGUCUCUACAUAGCAUGUCGACAAGAAGGUGUACCUCGUACCUUCAAAGAGAUCUGCGCAGUCAGCAAAAUCAGCAAAAAGGAAAUCGGCAGAUGCUUCAAAUUAAUCCUCAAAGCGCUUGAAACAUCUGUGGAUCUCAUCACAACAGCAGAUUUCAUGUCUCGGUUCUGUUCCAACCUUGGUCUUCCGAACUCGGUGCAACGAGCAGCGACGCAUAUUGCGAGGAAAGCCGGGGAACUCGAUAUUGUAUCGGGCAGGAGUCCUAUAUCGGUGGCUGCGGCUGCUAUUUAUAUGGCGUCACAAGCAUCCGAAGACAAGCGCAGUCAAAAGGAAAUCGGAGACAUAGCGGGUGUGGCGGACGUGACAAUCAGACAGUCGUACAAACUGAUGUAUCCCUUCGCGGCCAAACUCUUCCCAGAGGACUUCAAGUUCGCUACACCUAUUGAAUUCCUUCCACAAAUGUAAUUUUGAGUGCUGUUUAUUCUUUACUUUUACAGUUGGUUAGAUAAUGCUGGUUUUGUUUCAAGAUUAUUUAAAAUAUUGUAUAAUUUUUAGUUCAUAUUUUACGAGACAUGGAGAUAGGAGAGGAAAAUUUGAUAUUUCAGAUCUCUUAUACAUAGUUCUAAAUGGAACUAGACUCAAACUCAAACAUUUAUUUAUUCAAUUAGACUUCUUUCAAAAGUGCAUUUGAGAGAAAAUAUGGUCCUUGAUCUAGUUGUAUCAUCUGAAAAUGAAGAUAAACUGUAAAAAUAAUUUUAGAUUUUUGAAUUUUUUCAUUUAGUUUAAUAUGGCUCUAUUUCCAUGAUUCUUUUUGUAAUCUUAACCCAGAAGAUAUUUAACUGACUGUAAAUUUAAAGAUAAUGUUUAAUUUAACAUUAAGUUUAUUGAUAAUGUGCAUAAAUUACAAAGUGCUUUAAUUUAAUAAGAUUUACUCUUAAUUCUUACAGAAGUUUCACAAUAUGUUGAUUUAUUAUAUUUGCAUUUCACAAUAAAUCUGU